ACAUUAACUCGAUAAUAUUUUUCACUUGCAAUCGUCUCGGAUAUCAUUUUAAUAAUGCAGAAACUGUUUGCUAUACUUUGCGUCAGUGUGUCUUUGGAGUUGGUUUAUUCAGCCGUUUACAUACAACCGGCCGUAAAGAAACCGCCUGAGUUUGCGUGCGAAGAAGGAUGCUACAGUCCGGAACUAAAUAUUGUGUUGCCAUACAACGAGCCUUACUCGCCUACUGACCAGGGUCAGUGCAGGCAAUAUUUGUGCGGAAACUCUGGGGACACUCAAAUAUUAACCUGCGGAGCUGUAGGUGCUGGUCCUGGCUGCGUAAAAGUCCCAGGGGAUCUGUCGAAACCCUAUCCAAAUUGUUGCAACACCGUGUCGUGCGAUCCAUCUGCUUCAAAUGGCACUCAAACUGCUGUGGCUUAAACCGUUGAAAUAAACCUUGCAAUUGAA
Molecule: messenger RNA, 444 nt
Organism: Ostrinia nubilalis (European corn borer)
Lineage: Eukaryota; Metazoa; Arthropoda; Insecta; Lepidoptera; Crambidae
Exons: 3
Coding region: 55-417 (120 amino acids)
Source: RefSeq, a predicted model, not a curated record